AUGCAUACCUUGCGUCGACCCAGGGUCGCAUAUUCGUAUGAAACAGGGUGGGCUACUGAACUAGGGACGGCAGCCCAGAAGAUCUCUAUCGAAACACGAAGGUUCACCGGUGACCUGCAUUUCCAUCCCAAUGGAUCGUCGUAUCUGGCUCCUGAGCCUGAUCAAAUACAAUAUGUGGGCUCCCCGAGCCCAGAAAUUGAUCAAAACUGGGCAGACUUGAUCAACGAUCGGUAUUUCUAUCUGUCUGAGUUAGAGGCCUUGAGCGUCUGGGGCCCGGACUUCGAUGGUUAUUAUGACAUAGUUGAUGGUCAAAAGCAAUACGUUGGAGGACUCGACAUCUUACAUACUUUACACUGUGUGAACACGUUGAGGCAGCAUCUUGACUUGGAUUACUACAUGAAACAAGACAUCCAUCAUCCUUCCCAGAUACACAACUAUCAUUGCAUCGACCAGAUCCGCCAGUACCUUAUGUGCAACGGUGAUCUGACACCCGUACCAACACGAUGGCAUGAAGGAAGAGGCAGUAUAUACGUUGAAUCUAAUAUGCUUCACACAUGCCGAAAUUUCGACUCGAUUUUGGGAUGGGUCAAGCGUCGAGAUCUUGUCUACUGA
Cladophialophora bantiana CBS 173.52 is the source of this 612-nucleotide messenger RNA. RefSeq lists its product as uncharacterized. Bases 1 to 612 code for a protein of 203 amino acids. Lineage: Eukaryota; Fungi; Ascomycota; Eurotiomycetes; Chaetothyriales; Herpotrichiellaceae. The record is from RefSeq and is a predicted model, not a curated record. The transcript has 6 exons. Gene Ontology annotation, biological process: mycotoxin biosynthetic process.